Paramisgurnus dabryanus is the source of this 2716-nucleotide messenger RNA. It is a transcript of the gene klhl35, whose product is annotated as kelch-like family member 35. Gene Ontology annotation, molecular function: protein binding. The record is from RefSeq and is a predicted model, not a curated record. Lineage: Eukaryota; Metazoa; Chordata; Actinopteri; Cypriniformes; Cobitidae.
UAUUAGACGUCUUUUAAAUGGUAGAUUUUUAAAUUCACAUAAGUUAAAUAAUUUUGUGUGCUCUGCUAAUUAAAACAGCUAAAACUUAUUUCCUGGUUUCAGAGCUGGUCAAGCUGUAAUACCAUCUGACCCACCAGCUUAAACCUGCUUGACCAGAUUUUGUUGUUUGUUUUUAGCACAAAUUCACUUAAAUUGUAUGUUUUGUAUGCACAAACUAGACUUAUUUUCUUAGGUCAUUUUGCUCAUCGAGAAAAUGCAUCUUGAUUUAAGAAUCUUUAUAUAUUUCUACUGAAAACAAGACAAAAAUACUAAGUAUAAAAAUCAGAGAAUACCAUACAUCUUGCCAGUUAUUUGGCAAAAACAUCAUGUGACCAAAUUAAAUGUAUUAUUUUGGGUAGAAAUGGGUUACUUAUAGCUGCAUUAUAUUGGGUAUUUAGUUAACCUAGAUGGGUGAAAUGAUGAAAUGAUAUUGCUUGCUACUUAUGUCUAAUCUUCAAGUAUAAACUUCUUUCACUUUGAUUAAAGUAUUUAUUAUUCUUAUCUAGUUCUCUAUUAGCUUACUGGUUAAAUGUUAACAGUUAAUGCAAUUUUACAAUUUUACAUUUUGUGAAUACUUUGAUGUGCUCCUGAACAGAUAAUUGCUGUAAAUGACCAUAAUGCACGCCUUCAUGCUGUUUAUAAACAAUAAGAUCAAACGUGUACUUUAUUAAUUAAUAGUUAUAAUUUCAAUCAUCAGAAGAUGCAGAAUGUGCAAAUGAGUGCAAAUCCAAUUCAAUGUAAUGCAGUCUUUCACUUUUGGUACUGAUAAACACAUGGCAGUCUUUCCAGGGAACAAUGACCUCGGAGAAUUAAAAGGAAGAGGAAAUGAUUUUCUGUGGUAUUUCAGUGAUUUGCACAGGCAUGUGACCGCCUUCCACUCAUCAUCAUACCUGUAUAAAUACACAGCAGCACGCGUGUACCAUUCACAUUACACACGAACUGAAGGCUUUAGCAGAAUCCAUGCAGAAUGGGGUUUGGCACCAACAGUGAGGUGAUUGGCAGCAUGCCAAAUGUCUGUAUGUGCUCCGGUUCUACUUACGCGGAGCAAAUCCUGCAGAUGCUGAACCAGUACAGACGGAGCGGCACGUUCACGGACGUCGUGCUCCAGGUGGAUGGCUGCGAGUUCCCCUGCCACCGUGUCACCCUGUGCGCCAGCAGCUCUUACUUCCGUUCAAUGUUCAGCGGUCACUUUCGGGAAAGCGCACAGGCUGAGGUGAAACUUCAGGGAAUCUCAAGGAGGACCAUGGAGCAUUUGCUCAACUUUAUGUAUGAGGGCAAGCUGAGUCUAGACGAGGAGAACGUGCAGAGCAUCUACCAGGCGGCAGAUAGGCUGGAUGUGCCGGCACUGGCCGUGGCCUGCGUGCAGUUCCUGGAGAAAUCCGUCAAUCCGGCCAACUGCAUCAGCAUCAUGGACUUGGCCGACUCAUACUCGCUCUGGCCUCUGCAGGAGCGCUGUCUGAACCUGCUUUACAACAACUCCGAGCAGGUUUUCAAGCACGAGGAGUUCCUCAGCUCGUGCAAAGCCAGAGUCCUGGAGCUGCUGACCUGUGAGGAGUUGCAGGUGACGGAAGAAGUUCGGGUGGAGGCUGCGCUCAGGUGGGUCCAUCACCGGCCAGCUGACAGGAAGCAGGAUCUCAAAGAGCUGCUGGAGCAGAUGCGUCUUCCCCUGCUGGACCCGGCGUUCUUCAUCGGCACGCUAGAAACGGACGAGCUGGUUCUGAAUUGCCGCGACUGCAGGUCGUUGCUGCUAGAGGCCAGGAUGUACCACGUUUAUGGGCGAGAAGUGAGCUCACCACGCACCAAACCCAGGAGGAGCUCUGGUUGGGCAGAGAUGAUCGUGGUCAUUGGUGGUUGUAACAGGAGUGGUUUUUCCAGACUUUCUUUAAUGGAAAAGUUAAAUCCGCUCACAGGACAGUGGAUCUCCUCUGCUGCUGUCCCUGGAUAUCCAAAAUCUGAGUUUUCAGCGUGUGAACUGCAGAAUGACAUUUACCUCUCAGGCGGGCAGCUGAACAGCUCAGAUGUUUGGAGGUUUAUGUCUGGGAUCAAUCAGUGGGUUCCUGUCCGGGCUUUGUCCAAGGGCAGAUGGAAACAUGAGAUGGUUUCUCUGUGUGGAAAGUUGUAUGUUGUUGGAGGUUAUAACGGCCGUGAGCGUUUGUCUAGUGUGGAGUGUUAUAAUCCUCACAAUAACACGUGGAGGACAGUCUGUGAUCUGCUGCUGCCCGUGAGCUCGGCUGCUGCGGUCGGCUGCGCUGGAAAACUCUACAGCAUCGGAGGAGCAGUCGGUGACAAAACAAACACUGACAAGGUGCAGUGUUAUGACCCUGUGACUGACAGGUGGGUGUACGUCACGUCCUGUCCGUUCUCGAAUCGCUCGCUCAGUGCCGUCUCGCUCAACGGCUGCAUUUAUGUGACGGGAGGUUUGCUGAAAGAAAUCUUCUGUUAUACACCGAGCACAGACGUCUGGAGUUCAGUCGCAGAGCUGCCCAUCAAACUGGAGGGUUGCAGGCUCACCGUGUUCGAUGGGAAAGUUUAUAUUGUGGGAGGUCGGGAUGAGUUCUCAUCUGGUGUUAAUUACAUUUGGGCGUUUGACCCGAUGACUGGCAAACUAACAGAAGAGAAUCCACUGCCUCGAUGUCUCAGUUAUCACGGCUGUGUGACCAUAACGCAGCAUCUCUAG